Penicillium manginii is the source of this 2073-nucleotide messenger RNA. RefSeq lists its product as uncharacterized. The coding region runs from base 1 to 2073 and encodes 690 amino acids. Gene Ontology annotation, molecular function: zinc ion binding; DNA-binding transcription factor activity, RNA polymerase II-specific; RNA polymerase II cis-regulatory region sequence-specific DNA binding. NCBI's taxonomy places the organism in Eukaryota, Fungi, Ascomycota, Eurotiomycetes, Eurotiales, Aspergillaceae. The record is from RefSeq and is a predicted model, not a curated record. Gene Ontology annotation, biological process: positive regulation of transcription from RNA polymerase II promoter by galactose; DNA-templated transcription. Gene Ontology annotation, cellular component: nucleus. The transcript has 6 exons.
AUGGCCCAUAUGGGAAGUGAACAGAUAUUGCAAGGGCCAGUUUUGGGCCACGCAGGCAACAGCUUCUCGCUAGCAAAACGCCGCAAAACAAAACUAGCUUGUAACGAGUGUCGCCAGGUGAAAUCGCGUUGCGAUGGAAACAUGCCUGCAUGUUCAAGGUGCGAAAAGAAGGGACUCACAAGUAGAUGCCAAUAUGAGCCGUCAACAUUGCGAACCCAAAGCUAUAUUUCAUUUCUGGAGAAGAGGGUACGAGAGCUCGAACGCUCGGGCCGUCACCCUGGAUCUCGAUCAGUCGACUCACCUCCAUUGCACGAUCGAUUACUAUCCACGGAAUGGGAAUGUUCCGUUGGCGAAGUUUCAAAUCAAAAAACCGAUGCCUUGACGAUGGUUCCUUCGCCUGAAGAGAGCAACGGAUGCCAUUGCUGCGGGUCCUCUGCUCCUGCAUUUAUGCAAUCGAUGGCACGAGCAGUGGGCAUAUCCGAGAAUACCGAGUGUUUGGACUCGGCUUUCAAGUCAGAUUCUGUUCAAGGAACCGGGUUGAAGGGAACACCAAAAGGCCAGACUGCCGAUGUAUUCGAUCUUCCAAGUCGCGAAAGAGCCGAUCACCUCAUACAUCAAUAUUGGGCCUUUGUACAUCCUAUAUUCCCCAUUCGGCAUAAACCAUCUUUCAUGUCACUUUAUGAGGAUAUUUGGACGCCGAGGAUUGACGCACGGGAAGAAAGCUUUCCCGCAAAUAAUGCUGUCCUCAGAGCAAUUGUGAACAUCGUCUUCGCUCAUGGAUGCCAGCAAACCGCAGAUGGAAGCUUGGCAGAUAUGUUUUAUCAGAGAUCCAGGGGGCUCUUUCAGACAGACUCACUGGAUAGCCCCUCAAUUGAAGAUGUCCAACUUCUACUACUUACUGGGAUAUAUCUCCAAUCCACACGGUACGCCAACAGGUGCUGGAACGUUGUUGGGCUAGCUAUCCGAUGCGCGCAAACUCUCGGUCUCCACCUCGAGCACAGCGUUCAGAAGCAGAAAUCUCAGAUCGAACAAGAAAUGCGACGGAGAAUAUGGCACUCUUGUGUCAUAAUCGAUAGAUUACUAUCUCUGACAUUCAACCGCCCGGGAAUGAUUUAUGGCAAUUCCAACGUGCCACUACCCUUAGAGAUUGAUGAUGAGUAUCUAUGGACAAAUUUAGAGAAAUCUCAACCCAGAGAAUUCCCGUCUCUCAUGGGUUUUUUCGUGCUCUCUGUCCGCCUUUUCAACAUCAUGAAUCACACAUUAUCCCAGCUGUACCAACACGAUUCCGAAUCUUGCGCGACAAACGAAAGCCAAACCCAUCAGUGGGCCCGUGAGCGACUUCAUACUGUCCUCUCCCUGAGUUCCUCUUUGGAUGAUCUGUCUCUCACACUCCCGUGCCAUCUCAAGCCUGGAUUCCUGAAAGAACCCAUGGAAAACGUCCUGUAUGGACAGUUGAAAUGGCAAGGUUACGUGUUUCACUCAAGGCUUCUUUAUAUCCGGAUUCUUCUCCUCCGACCACUUUUUCUUUACAGUGCUUCUCGAAGAACUCGGUCAGAUCGAGAGUCAAUCGCGCGCGAGGAAACACUCGAGGAGCACAGUAUCACAAAGUGCGGCUGGAGAGAGGUUCAUUAUGCUUGCAUUUGUGCCAUUGUACUUCUUUGUGCGCGUUUGUACAAGAGUGACGAUCUAGCCUUUGAGCCAUCGACGAUAGACGAAUCUUGGCAUCGAUGCCUUGCUGUUAUCCAUCAUUUCCGAGCACAGGCCGAGUCUGCCGAUCGCGUCGCGAAUGUCCUCAAAGCAAUGGAGACUCGAGUCAAUGAGAUGAGCGACAAGGGAGCUUGUAUGGGGUUUCUUCGUUCGCGGGAUCUGGUCGAUAAACAUCAACUUGCAGUUGAGGAUGCGGCUUUCUCUUCUCGAAUGGAUGGAAACGAGCCUUUGAAUCUGGAUGGUAUAUUCGACUUUUCGUCCUCGGAACGAUUCAAUGAUGAGUUCCCUUUCGAACACAAUUUUGAAUUCGGAAUAUUGGAUUAUCAUUGGAGUAAUUUCCAGACCGAUAUGAACUUCAAUGAGUGA